Messenger RNA from Prunus armeniaca (apricot), 873 nucleotides. The record is from the annotation of a GenBank genome assembly. NCBI's taxonomy places the organism in Eukaryota, Viridiplantae, Streptophyta, Magnoliopsida, Rosales, Rosaceae.
AUGGAAGAAAAUUAUAGCAAUGACUUCAAUGAAGGGUUCGAAUUAUUCCAGGCAUACUGUCAGAGGUUGAGAAGCAUCCCUCUUUCUUCCGUUCCCGCUCUCAUUCCAGCUUCGAGGAUGCAGAAGAAGGCUUCAAGGCGGCGAAGCACUACUUGUCGUCCUAAUAAACGCAAGCUCGUACACCUGCCACGUCAAAUUAAGAAGAGAAGGAAAUUUCUUGAAGAAGGGUUGACUCCCCUUGUUGAGAAGUAUUGGUUUCAGAGAUAUGAUCUGUUUUCGAGAUACGAUGAGGGGAUCAAAAUGGAUGAACAGGGGUGGUACUCUGUCACACCUGAAGAGAUUGCAAUCACCCACGCCAAGAGGUGUGAAAAUGCAACCGUCAUCGAUUGCUUUGCAGGCGUUGGCGGCAAUGCCAUUCAGUUUGCUUCAAUGUGUUAUCAUGUUGUUGCUAUUGAAAUUGAUCCCCUUAAAGUUGAUAUGGCCAUUAACAAUGCUAAAAUAUAUGGAGUGGAAGAUUACAUUGAUUUCAUUGUUGGAGACUUUUUCCAACUUGCUCCAUCAUUGAAGGGGGACGUAGUGUUUCUUUCACCACCUUGGGGAGGUCCAUCAUACAAAUGGAUGAAGAAAUUUACACUUGACUUACUCAAGCCAAAAGAUGGGUAUGCAAUAUUUCAAGCUGCUCAAGCUAUAACGCCCAACAUCAUUAUGUUCUUACCUCGGAAUGUAGACUUGCUCCAAGUGGAAGAACUCUGUUGGUUGUCUUCUCCUCCUCUACAAGUUGAGAUUGAAGAAAAUUAUGUGAGGAGCAAUUUAAAGGGUGUAACUGUCUACUUUGGUGGCACUGCAGCAUCAAGUCAAUGUGGGUCGUCAUAA